AUGUCAAGGUCCACCCACUCCCCCAACCUCCACCCUGGUCUCCCGAGAGAGGCGUUGCGUCGUCCCUUUUUUUUCCCCUCCCCCUUCUUCUCAUGGACAGGCAUCGUCCUUGAUCUCCGGGUCGUCCGCAACUACCAUGGGGCAAUUAGUAUAUUAAGGUUCACGGCGCGCAUCCCUCAUCCCAUCCGUUCUUCUCUCUCCAUCAAGCAUUCCGACUCGGGACACACAAAGAGGUUGCCGAUCCUAAUUCACCCUCCCGCCCCCCUUCUUCCUUGGUUCGUCGCUCUCUUCUUCAAAGAAGAGAUCAAGGAUCCGCGCAGUAACUAUGAAGUGGUCCAAGGGCCUCUCCUCCUCGGGCUGUUCGCGGCCGCCGCUCAGGCGACCCCGACCUCGAACUGCAAGUGCUACCCCGGCGAGUCUUGCUGGCCUGCCCAGUCUAAGUGGAACGAGCUCAAGACUUCCGUGGGCGGCAGACUCUCGACUGUCGCGGGUGCCAAUGACCCGGCCAAGUGCGCCGAGGUCACUGCUAAGUGGAACGACCCUGACUGGGUAGCUUCUCUCGGCACCUGGCCCAUGCUGCCCUUCUGGUCAAACUCGACCUGCUAUCCCAGCAACUCGGGCAGCUGCACUUCGGACUGCAAGCAGGGUGUUGUUCCCACCUAUGUCAUCAAGGCUACCAAGGUUGCGGAUAUCCAGGCUGGUGUUAAGUUUGCCAACAAGUACAACCUCCGCCUCAUCAUCAGGAACACUGGCCAUGACUUCAUGGGCCGCUCCACCGGCUACGGCGCUCUCGUCAUCAACACCUGGCGCCUCAAGGACAUCACCCUCCACAGCUCGUGGAGCUCGCCCGGCUCCACCUACACUGGCAAGGCUGUCACUGCCGGCGCCGGUGUCAUGAUUCACGAACUCUACAGCAAGGUCUGGGCUGCUAACCAGGACGUGCUCGCGGGUGAAUGCCCCACUGUCGGUGUCGCUGGCGGUUAUGUCCAGGGUGGCGGCCAGGGACCCCUCUCUGGCAUCUACGGUCUCGCCUCGGACAAUGCGCUCCAGUUCACCGCCGUCCUGGCCGAUGGUAGCGUCGUCACCGCCAACCACAGGUCCGCGACCGAUCUCUUCUGGGCUCUCAAGGGUGGCGGCCCCGGUACUUUUGCCGUCGUCACCUCGGUCACCUUCAAGACCUUUAACCGCGUGCAGGUGUCUGGCAUGUCUCUUAACAUUGUUGGCUCCGGCGACACUUUCUGGGAGGGAUACAGGAUCUGGCACACUUUCGGCCCCGAGCUCGUGAAGCACGGUAUCUAUGUUUGGUAUGCCGCCUCUGAGGGUAACAUCAUUGCCCAGCCCUUCGUCGCGCCCGGCAAGACCAAGGCCCAGCUCGAGGCCAUUGUCCAGCCCAUGCUGAACAGCCUCACUGCCGCCAACGUGACGUACACUGCCUCGCCCGUGCAGACCUUCCCCAACUUCGGCACUCUCUACAACGAGAUGUGGUUCACCGCGUACCACGCUGCCAACGGCCAGGCCGGCUUCGGCGGCCGUCUCAUUUCGCUCACUGACGCGGUCAACAACGGAGACAACAUCGUCGCCGCCUUCCGCGAGGUUCUCGCCAAGUACCCUGCAGUUGGUUUCGGCGGUCACCUUGUCAACCCCGGUAACGCCGUCCCCGACCCCAACCAGGAGCUCAGCGCCGUUCACCCCGUUUUCAGGAAGACUGCCGACGUGCUCGUCUACCUCUACUUCCUCGAGGAUUGCCUCUCGGCCAGCAGGCGCGCCGAGGGAGACAUCAACGAGCCCAACUGGCAAAACGCCUUCUGGGGCAACAAGGUGUACCCCAAGCUCCUCAAGAUCAAGGAGAAGUACGACCCCAACCGUACCUUCUGGGUCAAGUCCACUCCCGGCUCGGAGAAGUGGAAGCUCGUCAACGAGAGGCUCUGCAAGGCGUAA
Messenger RNA from Parascedosporium putredinis, 1938 nucleotides. Lineage: Eukaryota; Fungi; Ascomycota; Sordariomycetes; Microascales; Microascaceae. The record is from the annotation of a GenBank genome assembly.